Etheostoma cragini (Arkansas darter) is the source of this 608-nucleotide messenger RNA. RefSeq names its product inactive carboxypeptidase-like protein X2. The transcript is spliced from 4 exons. Lineage: Eukaryota; Metazoa; Chordata; Actinopteri; Perciformes; Percidae. Gene Ontology annotation, molecular function: zinc ion binding; RNA polymerase II transcription regulatory region sequence-specific DNA binding; DNA-binding transcription repressor activity, RNA polymerase II-specific. Gene Ontology annotation, biological process: negative regulation of transcription by RNA polymerase II; proteolysis. The record is from RefSeq and is a predicted model, not a curated record. The annotation marks the transcript as partial.
UCCCUCUUCCCCCCCCCCACUCCAGCUGUUCUUUGGGAACAGUGACAAGGACACCCCGGUGAUGAACCAGCUGGCGGUUCCGGUCCUGGCCCGGUACGUCCGGGUCCUCCCUCAGAGCUGGAACGGCUCCCUGUGCAUGAGGCUGGAGGUGCUCGGCUGCCCGGUGCCCGAUCCCGUGAACGUUCAGUACCAGCGCAAUGAAGCGACGCCGGUGGAUUACUUGGAGUUCAGACAUCACAGCUACUCAGAGAUGGUCGAGCUGAUAAAGUCAGUGAAUGCGGAGUGUCCCAACAUCACCAGCGUCUACAGCCUGGGCCGCAGCUCCAAGGGACUGGACAUCAUGGCCAUGAUCAUCUCUGGAAACCCCACAGAGCACGAAAUCGGCGAGCCGGAGCUGCGCUUCACGGCCGGUCUCCAUGGCAACGAGGCGGUGGGCCGCGAGCUGCUGCUGCUCCUCAUGCAGUUCCUGUGUAAGGAGUUCAGGGACCGGAACCCCAGGGUCCAGCGGCUGGUGGAGGGGGUCCGCAUCCACCUGGUCCCCUCGCUCAACCCCGACGGACACGUGGAAGCCUUCAGAGCGGUGGGGGUCACAUGGGGGUGGCAUGGGG